GCCAGCUGGGUAAACAUGGCGUCCGGACGGGGGUCGCUUCGCGGCUCUGUGAAAAAUGCUGUAUUUUAAUUUGAAUGCGAUUCGUGCUUUUUAUAAAAUGUAUCCAGCAAUGGUUCAUGAAAAUCAAGACGGAUUAUCCCAUUGACGCCGCCGCUCCUCGGUUCCUCUAGACGGACGUAGCCUUCAGCCCACCGUGGGGAUCACUGCAGGCUGAUUGCUUUGAUUUAUGCCAGCUGACUGUAUUAACUGUAUUUCACCACCACCCCAUGAAUGUUGCCUUUUAACAUGUUAGCUUCGGCUGCUUGUUCUGCCUAUUGCUGCUGAACCUCUAUAGCCGAACAGGAUGUACAGAGCGGGAUCAUUCGACAGAACAGCGAAUGGACUCUGAUCUGACAGCUCCAGUCGUGCGGUACGUGCUGUGAGGUUCUGAUGCUUUGCUUCCCCUCUUCAUUAUGAUCGGCUCACCGGACGUGGUGGCUCUGACUAGAGAAGAUGAGAAUGGGGAAGAGAACGCCGACCCCCUGGCUCUGCCCGACGAGUUCUCCGUGCCUCUGUACCCCCACGCCAACUCCAACCCCUGGGCCAAGACCUCGUACGCUAAGUUCACCAAAGACUUCAUCCUCAUCUCGGAGUUCUCGGAGCAGGUCGGCCCGCAGCCUCUGCUCACCAUCCCCGACGACCCCACGGUUUGUGGCACCUUCGACCUCAACUACUUCUCCCUGCGGAUCAUGUCGGUAGAUUACCAGGCGUCGUUCGUGGGCCACCCGCCAGGGAGCGGCUACCCGCGACUCAGCUUCGUGGAGGACUCGCGGGUGGUGCUCGGGGACUCGAAGGAAGGGGCGUUCGCCUACGUCCACCACCUCACGCUGUAUGACCUGGAGGCGCGGGGCUUCGUGCGGCCCUUCUGCAUGGCCUACGUGUCCGCGGACGAGCGGAAGAUCAUGAUGCAGUUCGAGGAGCUGAGCCAGCGCUUCUCGCAGGCGUCCGAGUGCCUGAAGGCCGGCAACAGGAGAGCGUUCGCCAAGGAGCUGCAGAGGAAGCUGCAGGACCUGGAGUACACCCGCUUGGUGCUGCGGAAGGAGGAGGGGCUCCAGAGGGAGGCGGCCCCCCCGGGGAUCUACUCCUCCCAGGUGGUGGAGAAGGCUAACGAGCUGGCCAACGUGGAGAAGAGCAUCUACGAGCACCGGGACCUGCUGCGGCAGAUCAGCUCGUACCCGGGGCGCCCCCGCCGGGACCCCCAGGCCGCGCCCUGCCCCCGCUGCCUCACCGAGGGGACGCGCGGCUACGAGGACCUGCUGGAGAAGUACGCCACGCUGGACCACGCCCUGCGGCCCGACGGCCCGGGGGCCGCGGGGCGCAACGGGGAGGGGCCCGGGGAGGGGGAGGAGGGCGUGGGGCGCCGGCCGUCCUACACCCCCCAGCUCAUCAAGGCCAAGUCCCCCAAGUGCUUCGACAAGCGGCUGAAGACGCUGUCGGAGCUGAGCGAGAGCCGCUUCCACGCGGCGACGCUGGACCUGCUGCGCGGCACGGAGCGCCUCUUCAGCGGCGACCUCUGCUACCAGUACAGCCGGCGGCUGGACCGGGCGCUGCGCAGGAAGCAGCAGGCCACCAACUUCCUGUUUGAGGAGGACCCGGGGGAGGACGUGGGGGGCGACGGGGAGACGGCGAGGCCGGCCUGCGCUCUGAGCCACGCCGGCGACGGGCCCUGGCCCCCGCGGCCCCCGCCCAUCGUGCUGUGUCCUCUGGCGCUGGAGCUGGAUGCCCUGCGGCCGCCGGGGCCCCUGGACCCGGCGGCGUGGGAGGGGCCCCUGCGGCCGGAGCGGAGCCGCCCGGAGUCGUCUCCCUCGGACCGGACCCCGGAGACCUCGGAGGACACCAAGUGCAGCUUCAGCAGCGAGCGCAGCGCCGAGGGCCCCGGGAGGCCCCGGGACCAGGUCCGGAGCCCGGCCAGCGCCCGGUCCGACCCCGCCGACCCCGACCUGCUCUUUGACCCCGACCUGACCCCUGAGAGGCAGAGCACCAGCGAGGGCACGGAGACCACGGGCGGGGAGGACGAGGCGGAGAACGGGGGCGACCGGACCCCCGCGUCCCCGCAGGGGGCCCCCGCCCUGCAGACGGACCUGGAGGCGGCGCUGGGGCAGAUGGACGCGGCGUGCUGCAUGGCCCAGGAUGCCUUCCUGUACGAGGGCUCGCUUGGGGACGCCGCGUCGGACGCCGGGCUGGACGGGCCGCCGGCCGCCGUGGUCAGCCAGGAGCCCCAGGCCUCACCCGCGCUGCAGGGGGCCUACGCCGUGGGCCCCCCCCAGGCGGAGCCCCCCGCCGUGGGGCCGGGCCUGCCCCCGGUGGUAGGGGGCGGGGCCACGGACGACGGCUCGGACCGCACGGUCAGCGCCUCGGCGGGGUCGGACCGGGCGGGGUCGCCGCCGUGCUACGGGGGGGGCGUGACCCUGCGGCAGAGGAAGAGGGCGGGGCAGGGCGCGCUGCGCUUCGUGCGGCAGUACCCCUUCGCGCUGCAGGCGCUGUGGUGCCUGCUGAGUGGCCGCACCCUGGUGGUGCUGGGCUCCGACGAGGCCCGCGUGCGGCGGAUGGUGUCCGCCCUGGCGCUGUUCGUGCCGGGCCCCGGGCCCCGCGGGGAGAGGGUCCAGGCCUGGCUGUCCUGCACCCCCAGCCUCGCCGACCUGCACCGCUGGAAACUCAUCGGGCUGCAGAGGCUGGCGUCGCCGCUGGGCUCCAGUGGGCUCCACUCCCUGACGCGCUACAGUCGCUACCUGUCGGUCCUGGACGCGGACCAGAAGACGCUGCGCUGCCCGCCGUACCGCGGCACGCUGCUGGCCAACAUGGCGGACCACCGCACCUCGCUGCGCCGCGGCUCCACCUACUUCCUGCACGUGCAGAGCGCCCUGGGCGGCCUGGCCUCCAAGGCCUUCCUGCUGGCCUUCACCCACCACCUGCACCUGCCCGUGGGCCCCGGCGAGGGCCCCGAGGCGGUGGAGGCCCGGCGCCGCGGCUUCCUGCAGGAGCAGCUGGGCCUGGGGCCCCAGGACGGCCAGGUGCUGCUCUACCUCAGCGGGCUCGUCACGCAGCACUACCUGGGCCCCCCCCCCGACGCCGCCCCCCCCGCCUUCUCCUUCGGCUACACCGCCAGCCUUUUGUACAAGAUCUGACCCCCGGGGGCGGGGCCACGCCCUCACAGGCCACGCCCUCACAGGCUACGCCCUCACAGGCCACGCCCUCACAGGCCACGACUAUCCAUAGGCUUUUAAUGGACAUGAGGGAUUUUUUUAUAGCAAGACUUUUCUUUGUUUUUUUAACUUGGGUUUUAGUCACUUGCUUUCAGGUUCCACUUGAUACGAGCCGAUAUGUUAUCUAAUCCACUGCUAUUCGCCCUUUGCUCUCUCUCUCUACCUCUCUCUCUCUCU
Gadus chalcogrammus (walleye pollock) is the source of this 3419-nucleotide messenger RNA. It is a transcript of the gene smcr8a, whose product is annotated as Smith-Magenis syndrome chromosome region, candidate 8a. Lineage: Eukaryota; Metazoa; Chordata; Actinopteri; Gadiformes; Gadidae. The record is from RefSeq and is a predicted model, not a curated record. The transcript is spliced from 3 exons. Bases 453 to 3164 code for a protein of 903 amino acids. Gene Ontology annotation, cellular component: guanyl-nucleotide exchange factor complex. Gene Ontology annotation, molecular function: GTPase activator activity.